GAACAGCCUGAGGCGAAGAAGCAAACAGAUGCCAGUGCUGCCAGCACUGCUCCGUCUGCCACUGCUCCAAGGGGGCUGCCACUCUCCAGCCCACAGGCUGCAGCUGAGCACGUGGGACCUGCCCAGUCUGCCUCUGAUCCCUGCGGGCAUACUGCUGACCCUGAAUGCUCCACCGGCUGCAUCUGCCUAGGAACCAGGAAAAGACAUCGGAGAUCUUCUAAGGAAGUCAUGGCACACAACCAGGAGCCUCUGUCCAAGACCCCCAUCAUCAAGUUCAAGGGCCAGGACUUCAACUACCUGUGGAACCGUUGCCUCAGCAGAGGUCUGCUGUUUGAGGAUGAGACAUUCCCUGCCGAGAUUUCUUCCAUCGGUUUGGAGAUGCUCAAGGGAAAGGACCUCUCCAGCCUGAGGUGGAAGCGGCCCAAGGAUUUAUCAAGGGGUAAAUCAGAGCCUCACUUCAUCCUGGAAGGUGUGAGCAGAUUUGACAUCAAACAAGGAUAUGCAGGAGACUGCUGGUUCCUGACGGCGCUGGGCUCCUUGACACAGAGCAAAAAGCAUCUGCAGAAGAUCCUGAAGAACCAAAGCUUCUCCCAGCAGUAUGCAGGCAUUUUCCGCUUCUGGUUCUGGCAGUGUGGCCAGUGGGUGGAAGUGGUGGUGGACGAUCGCCUGCCUGUCCUGAACAACGAGUACCUCUUUGUGCAUCCUUGCAGCAACAGCCAGGAGUUUUGGCCCUGCCUGCUGGAGAAAGCCUACGCCAAGUUUCGAGGGUCCUAUCUCCACCUGCACUACGGCUACCUCCCUGAUGCCCUGGUGGACCUCACGGGAGGGGUGGUCACCACCAUGGACCUGCACUCCUCCUCCUCUGACCUAGUGACGAUGGUGAAGACAGCAGCCCAAGAAGAGUCCCUGAUGACCUGCGCCACCCCGGUCAGCCCGACAGGGAUCGCCACACGCAUGGAGAACGGCCUGGUGAGCCAGCACGCCUACACCGUUACAGGAGCUGAGACGAUUCAGUCCAGGACAGGCUGGGAAGAUCUUAUCCGCCUGUGGAACCCCUGGGGCGACACUGAAUGGCAAGGGCGCUGGGGGGACGGGUCUCUGGAGUGGCAGGAAACCCAGGACCCACGGAAAAGCCAGCUGUAUAAGAAUAAGGAAGAUGGCGAGUUUUGGAUGCCAUGCCGAGACUUCCAAGACAACUUCUUCUGCCUGUAUGUGUGCAACCAGUACCCUGUCAGCCUGGACCAUGGCAACACGUCUUUGGGAACAUGGUCUGAGAUGAUGUUUAAGAGCCGUGUGAUUCCGGGAGGUACCACAGAUGAUUACGACAUUGGAGGACCUCAGAGCGACACGCAGUACAUCUUCUCCGUGCCGGAGAUCACGGAAGGCAACAAUGUCACCGUGUCUUUCAACAUCAUGCCACAGACUUUAAAGGCAAAUGACGGGAAAUUUCCACUGAAUUUCCAUGUGUUCAAGGUCGACUCUCAGUUUCAGCACUUCCGGGAGAGAUUGCCACCCACGUUUUUCUCCCAGUUCAGAAAUGCUGACAAGGGCAUAGUGACGCGAAGUAAGUACAACCUCACCAAGUGCUUCACCCUGAGCCCGGGGACCUACGUGGUGGUCGUGUCUGCGUACAAAGAAGCAGUUGAGUUUUUGCUCCGAAUCUUCCUGAAAAUGCCGAACACGGACAGGAACCCGGGCAGCAAUUUCAGCCUCAAAGCACUGAAGGCAAGUCUGCCAGAAAAUGCCUCCCAACAAAGCAUCUUCUACAGAUACGCCCAGCAGGGACUAAACAUGGAUGCCACCGGGCUCCAGAGCCUUCUCAACCAGGAGUUACUGCGAGGACUUCCGCGGGACGCAUUCUCUCUGGAUGAGGCCCGGAGCAUCGUGGCGCUGAUGGAUCAGCUGCAAGUGAACGGGCAGCUCGACCCAGAGGAGUUUUCCCGGCUGUGGAGCCGCCUCCUCUGCUGCCAGAGGGUUUACCUGAACACCCAGGGGAACUCGGCCGUUUUCCUGAGCUCGGAUUUGUGGAAGGCCAUCAAGAGUACAGACUUCCUUGCAGGGAUCUCUGUCAGCAGUGACCUGCUGGAUCUCAUGGCCCUCAGGUACAGCGACAGCACCGGCAGGGUCAGCUUCCCCAGCCUGGUCUGCUUCCUGAUACGACUGGAAGCCAUGGCAAAGGCUUUCCAGCACCUCUCCAAGGACGGACAAGGGCUCUACCUGACGAAAAUGGAGUGGAUGAACCUGGUCAUGUACAGCUGAAGCAGGGAGUGCAGCAGACCCUGGAGUCCAGGACAAGCUCCCAGUGGUUGGUCAACGACCUGUUCUCAUCCCAGCGGGCUGUGCUCCCCCAUGAUUGUGAUGCCAGUGACAUGUGUCCUGCUGGGAAUGUAGUCACAGCCGCCUUCCAGGAGCCUGGGCGGGGUCCUCAACUGGGUCAGGCUCCAGUAAUGCUGAGGUCACAGAGCAGGUCCCCUGAGAGCCCUGGGACACCAGCCUGGAGUCUCCUGGAGAAUGAAGCAGAAGAUGUUUGUUCUCCUGUGGGAAAGAGGAGCCCCUCCCACCAGGCCUUGGAACAGCCAGAGUGAGCCCGCCCGCCCCCCCACACACGGUGCUGGGGUGACCCAGGAACAGCCGGCCCACUGGUGUGUGUGCGGGGUAACCGCACUCUCCUGUGUCUGAUUCCCGGCUGUUCCCCAGCCAGACGACAAAAUAAAACAUGGUUCCUGUAAA
Molecule: messenger RNA, 2730 nt
Organism: Phyllostomus hastatus (greater spear-nosed bat)
Lineage: Eukaryota; Metazoa; Chordata; Mammalia; Chiroptera; Phyllostomidae
Gene: CAPN13
Product: calpain 13
Exons: 23
Coding region: 229-2259 (676 amino acids)
Biological process (GO): proteolysis
Cellular component (GO): cytoplasm
Molecular function (GO): calcium-dependent cysteine-type endopeptidase activity; calcium ion binding
Source: RefSeq, a predicted model, not a curated record